UUUAACUUCAAUAUUUACCCACCUGUCUAUGUAGUGAUGUGUGCAUUAAUGUAUGUGUAUGUGUUGGCAUAGAUAAUCUAUGUGGAUUUUAAAAAGCAGAAGUUUAGAAAUCUUGCAUCGCUCGCUCCCAGCUAAAGGCAAUAGAAAAAUCGAUUGUUCCUAGAAGGGAGUUAUUCUCUGGAACAGUCUUAACUAGACCAUCAUCAGGCCAGUAGACCAGCAGCGCAGGGAGGAUGGAUCCGUUGUUGUAUCUCGGUGGACUGGUAGUUCUCUUUCUGUUGUGGAUCAAGGUGAAAGGCUUAGACUACGUGAUCGUUCACCAGAGAUGGAUAUUCGUCUGUCUAUUUCUGAUGCCGCUCUCAGUCAUAUUUGAUGUCUAUUAUUACAUGCGCGCGUGGCUCAUCUUCAAAAUGUGUUCUGCGCCAAAACAGCACGACCAGCGCGUGCGGGACAUCCAGAGACAGGUACGUGUGUGGAGGAAGGAGGGGGGGAAGACUCACAUGUGUACAGGUCGACCCGGCUGGCUGACUGUCUCUCUCAGAGUUGGGAAAUACAAGAAGACUAACAAGAACAUCAUGAUCAACAUGAUGGACAUACUGGAGGUGGACACACAGAGACAGGUGGUUCGUGUGGAGCCCCUGGUCAACAUGGGUCAGAUCACUGCUCUCCUCAACUCCCUGGGCUGGACUCUGCCUGUGCUGCCAGAACUGGACGACCUCACUAUCGGUACGCUAUGCAUAUCAUUAUCAUUAUAUCUGCAUAUCAUCAGCAUAUAUUGUUGGCUCAGGUUUUAUGGUGAAGAGAACUCUGACCUGUUCCACGCAGUUCCAUGGUCCUGUGGAACUCUGGGGUUCCUGGUUGCUGCAGAGAUAAAGAUCGUCCCGGCAAGGUAUUGGGUUCGUCUGCAGUAUGAGCCAAUCAGAGGGCUGGAGAACAUCUGCCGUCGUUUCAGUGAGGCGUCUGAGGACAAGAACAACACGUUUGUAGAAGGACUGCAGUACUCACUUGACGAAGCUGUUAUCAUGACUGGCACUAUGACUGACACGGCUGAACCCGACAAGAUCAACAGGAUCGGCCUGCACUAUAAGCCGUGGUUCUUCAAGCACGUUGAAAGAUACCUGACGGAGAACAACACAGCAGUGGAGUACAUCCCUCUACGCCACUACUACCACAGACACACACGAUCCAUCUUCUGGGAGCUCCAGGACAUCAUCCCGUUUGGUAACCACCCAGUGUUCCGGUGGUUGUUUGGGUGGAUGGUUCCUCCUAAGAUCUCURUGUUGAAGCUGACCCAGGGAGAGACCAUCAGACAACUGUAUGAGCAGCACCAUGUUGUCCAGGACAUGCUGGUCCCAAUGAAACACAUCCAGACCGCUAUCGCACGCUUCCACCAGGACAUCCAUGUGUACCCUUUGUGGUUGUGUCCGUUUGUGCUCCCCCUGGGCCGGGGGAUGGUUCAUCCUAAAGGUGAGGAGGCAGAGCUGUAUGUGGACAUUGGAGCGUACGGAGAACCCAAGGUUAAACACUUCCAGGCUAAAGCCUCAUGUAGACAGCUGGAGCAGUUUGUCAGAGAGGUGCAUGGGUUCCAGAUGCUGUAUGCUGAUGUUUACAUGGAGCGUAGUGAGUUCUGGGAAAUGUUUGACGGGACGUUGUAUCACCGUCUGAGAAAGGAGCUGGGCUGUCAGGACGCUUUCCCUGAGGUAUACGACAAGAUCUGCAAAGCUGCACGACACUGACCUCUGACCACUAACCCCUGAUCCUUUAACAUCUGCCAUCCCACUAGUAAUACGAUGAAGAUUAGAGCCUUUAAGGAGUGUUCUCAGCCUGUUUGUAUUGUGCACCGGGGCCUCCCACUCCUCUUUCUAUUCUGGUUAGAGCCAGUUUGUGCUGUUCUGUGAAGGGAGUAGU
This is a messenger RNA of Salvelinus sp. IW2-2015, 1908 nucleotides long. Its product is annotated as delta(24)-sterol reductase. The record is from RefSeq and is a predicted model, not a curated record. Gene Ontology annotation, cellular component: membrane; cytoplasm. Gene Ontology annotation, molecular function: Delta24(24-1) sterol reductase activity. Gene Ontology annotation, biological process: steroid metabolic process. Lineage: Eukaryota; Metazoa; Chordata; Actinopteri; Salmoniformes; Salmonidae.